Messenger RNA from Protobothrops mucrosquamatus (brown spotted pit viper), 2512 nucleotides. Its product is annotated as low-density lipoprotein receptor-related protein 5-like. Bases 1 to 2088 code for a protein of 695 amino acids. Gene Ontology annotation, molecular function: protein binding. NCBI's taxonomy places the organism in Eukaryota, Metazoa, Chordata, Lepidosauria, Squamata, Viperidae. The transcript has 11 exons. The record is from RefSeq and is a predicted model, not a curated record.
AUGAUACCAGAUGAUCAGCAGAGUCCAGACAUCAUUCUUCCCAUCCAUGGACUAAGAAAUGUUAAAGCCAUUGAUUAUGAUCCUCUUGAUGCAUUUAUCUACUGGAUAGAUGGACGCCAAAACAUUAUUAAAAGGGCAAAAGAUGACGGCAGCCAGCCUUUCACAGUCAUGAAUAUUCGCAACCAAAGCCAAAACCCAGAAAAGCAGCCACAUGACCUGAGCAUUGAUAUUUUCAGCCAUACUUUAUACUGGACAUGUGAAGCUACAAAUACAAUCAAUGUCCACAGACUCAAUGGGGAGCAAAUUGGAGUUGUCUUACGGGGAGAUCAUGACAAGCCCAGGGCCAUAGUUGUAAAUGCAGAACGAGGGUACAUGUAUUUCACUAAUAUGCAAGAGCGAGCCCCAAAGAUUGAGCGUGCAGCCUUGGAUGGAACAGAACGAGAAGUGCUCUUCACCACUGGCUUGCUUCGACCUGUUGCCCUAGUGAUUGACAAUAAACUUGGGAAGCUCUUUUGGGUGGAUGCUGAUCUCAAACGGAUUGAAAGUUGUGACCUAUCAGGGGCUAACCGGGUCACAUUACAAGAUUCCAACAUUCUCCAGCCAAUGGGUUUGACAGUUCUGGGAAAUCAUCUCUACUGGAUUGAUCGGCAGCAACAGAUGAUAGAAAGAGUGGAGAAAACUAAUGGAUACAAGAGGACCAGAAUACAAGGUCGAAUUGCUCACCUAACUGGUAUCCAUGCCAUUGAAGAUAUUGAUAUGGACGAAUUCUCAACCCACCCGUGUUCUCGAGAUAACGGGAAAUGCUCACACCUCUGUAUAGCAAAAGGAGAUGGAACUCCAAGGUGUUCCUGCCCUGUUCAUUUGGUACUUCUGCAGGACCUCUUAACGUGUGGAGAGCCACCAACUUGUUCCCCGGAUCAGUUCACAUGUGCAACUGGUGAGAUUGAUUGCAUUCCCAUGGCAUGGCGUUGUGAUGGCUUUUCAGAAUGUGACGAUCAGAGUGAUGAAGAAAACUGCCCCAUCUGCUCAGCAACCCAGUUUCAAUGUGAGAAGGGGCAGUGCAUCGACGCACAUUUGAGAUGUAAUGGAGAAGUUGAUUGCCAAGAUAAAUCUGACGAAUCUUAUUGUGAAAUAUUAAAAAUUGUUUUGGUGAUUGUCUCCUGUCCCACCCACCUCUUCACAGCUAUUUGUCUCCAGAAUCACUUUCAGUGUGCCAAUGGCCAGUGUAUUCUCAAAAAACAGCAGUGUGACUCCUUUCCGGACUGCAUUGAUGGUUCUGAUGAACUUUUUUGUGAUAAGGCACUUUUUACCGGAGGAGAUAGAGUUCUAAUUUCUUGUAUAUUUUUUUUUACAGAAAAAAUUAAAUCCUCUGAUGAUUCUGGACCCCACAGUAAUGCUAUUGGUCCUGUGAUUGGAAUCAUUCUUACUCUUUUCGUCAUGGGAGGCAUGUAUUUUGUUUGCCAGCGUGUGGUUUGCCAACGCUAUGCUGGGCCUAAUGGACCUUUUCCACAUGAAUAUGUCAGUGGGACCCCUCAUGUCCCCUUAAAUUUCAUUGCUCCAGGAAGUUCUCAGCAUGGGACCUUUACAGGCAUCUCUUGUGGAAAAUCCAUGAUUAGCUCCAUGAGCCUAAUGGGUGGAAGCAGUGGUGCCCCUCUUUAUGACAGAAACCACGUCACCGGAGCUUCCUCUAGUAGUUCAUCUAGUACAAAAGCCACAUUUUAUCCACAGAUUUUGAACCCACCACCUUCACCAGCUACAGAUCGCUCCCUUUAUAACACAGAAAUGUUUUAUUCUUCAAACAUUCCAUCGACAACAAGGUCUUACAGACCCUAUCUUAUCAGAGGGAUUGCUCCACCGACUACCCCCUGCAGCACAGAUGUAUGUGACAGUGACUACACCACAAGUCGGUGGAAAGCCAACAAAUACUACAUCGACUUAAAUUCAGACUCAGAUCCUUAUCCCCCUCCUCCUACUCCUCGCAGCCAGUACAUGUCAGCAGAGGAAAGCUGCCCACCAUCUCCAGCUACUGAGCGGAGUUACUUCCACCUCUAUCCCCCUCCUCCAUCUCCUUGCACAGACUCUUCAUGAUUUUAACAGAAGGGACUUGUCUUUUUCUGUAAAUAUGUUUUUAAAUAUGAACAAAGAUUUUAAAUAUAUAUUUUAUGAUCUAAAAUGGGGCGGGAACUUAUAAAAAUGUGAAUAAAAAUGAAUGGGCCUGGGCUGUGAAAAUUGUACAGCAAAGUGAUAUUUAUGUUGAUUUUUUUAAUUUAAUAAUCCAUUCUUUUGUGCCAUAAUUUGCCUUUGCAUUGAAGUCACAACGUUUAAAUUGACCUCCAAAGGAGGUGAGAAGCAGAAAAUAAUAUGCUUGGAACAUUUUGAAAUCAUCUUUUUGGUUCAAUAAAGGGAAAUGUGCCAAGUUAUUUUAAGUAAUAUAAAAGGCAAGAAGAAGUAUGUAUGAAUGAAUGGUGAUGUUAUUUGAAAUACACACAAGGGAAAUUCCUCUGUGUCUAUG